Molecule: messenger RNA, 663 nt
Organism: Danaus plexippus (monarch butterfly)
Lineage: Eukaryota; Metazoa; Arthropoda; Insecta; Lepidoptera; Nymphalidae
Gene: RpS23
Product: small ribosomal subunit protein uS12
Exons: 5
Coding region: 126-557 (143 amino acids)
Biological process (GO): translation
Cellular component (GO): cytosolic small ribosomal subunit; ribosome
Molecular function (GO): structural constituent of ribosome
Source: RefSeq, a predicted model, not a curated record
UAUCCAUAGACAACAUUUACAACACUUUUUUUUCUGCGAUUGGUACACAUGUUGAUUUGAAGGCAUUGGUUGGCCAGAUUAUAUUUCUUUUCCCAUCCGUAGCCGAUUGGUGUCGUGCUAUCCAAAUGGGUAAACCCCGAGGAAUACGUACCGCGCGUAAGCACGUGAACCAUCGCAGAGAGCAGCGAUGGGCAGACAAGGAGUUCAAAAAAGCCCACAUGGGCACAAGGUGGAAGGCUAAUCCCUUCGGUGGAGCAUCUCACGCUAAGGGCAUUGUCUUGGAGAAAGUUGGUGUUGAAGCCAAACAACCUAACUCCGCUAUCCGUAAGUGCGUCAGAGUGCAACUUAUCAAGAACGGCAAGAAGGUGACAGCGUUCGUGCCUCGUGACGGUUGUUUGAACCACAUCGAGGAGAACGACGAAGUGCUGGUUGCGGGAUUCGGUCGUAAGGGUCACGCCGUCGGUGACAUUCCCGGAGUCAGGUUCAAGGUGGUCAAGGUAGCCAACGUAUCACUCCUAGCAUUGUACAAAGAAAAGAAGGAAAGACCAAGAUCGUAGAUCUACUUCAUUGUGAUAAGUACUGCUGGGAUGGUGUUGCUCAUAAGUGUAAAUUCAAAAAAAUACAUAAAAAUUAAUACACAAUAAACUUGUGUAUGACAAAAAA